Molecule: messenger RNA, 582 nt
Organism: Cladocopium goreaui
Lineage: Eukaryota; Dinophyceae; Suessiales; Symbiodiniaceae
Source: the annotation of a GenBank genome assembly
AUGGGGACUGGCGCCCACAUUUGGGUCCAUGUGAAAGGCGGGCAGAGAGCUUUGAAGAUUUUCACGGAGAAACAAGACGAUGUCAGUGAAGUGCUGAAAAAGGUGCAGAGGGAAGCAAGUCUUGAGCAAGUCCGUGCAGACCUCCUUCAGCUCUACCGGUCUGCAGGUGAGAAGGACAAGGGAGAAGCUGUUUCCCCAGACAUGCUCAUUCAGAAAGUUGAUGGUGGCAAAUCUGCGGCAGAUGCUUUCUAUGUGGAGUACCCUGACGCCUCUGGUGCCCCAUCAACCGAAGGCAUGGAGAUGGUUAAAGCUGGAAACGAUGGAGACAAAUACGGCGAGAAAGCUGGAGACGAUGGAGACAAAUACGGCGAGAAGGCUGGAGACGCUGGAGACAAAUACGGAGAGAAGGCUGGAGACGCUGGAGACAAAUACGGAGAGAAGGCUGGAGACGCUGGAGACAAAUACGGAGAGAAGGCUGGAGACGCUGGAGACAAAUAUACAGGUCUUGGCACAGACGUCCGCGGCCAACUUCCGAAUUUUGCCUGUUCCAGAGGAUUUAGAGACAUCAUUGAGAGAUGGUAG